UAAAAAAUUAAUAUUUAAAAAUUAUGAUUUAAUUUAAUAUAAAUUUUGCUUCAAAUAUGUACUAAGUUCCGGCAAAAAGUGACAUUCUUAUUAAGAAAAGAAACGUGGUUGCAGCAGACAAUCACAAAAACCCGCGUCAUAUACAUCACAAAAAGCUGAUGAAAUCACAUUAAAAAUUUAAGUUAAAAUUUACUUUCAACUUCUUUAAAAAAUAAGAGCAGCAAUUGUCUGAGAUAGCAGAAGAAUAAAAAGAAUGGCUCGAGUGCAAGCCACGGAUAGUUUAGUACCCCGACAAGUCUUUGAAAUACCCACGACCUCUUCGGUCAAAUCAGAUAGACAAAUGCAGAACUCAAGCUCAGAUGAUUCCAGUCAGGGAUCUGGUGUAAAAUUAAAGAAGCGAAUAGGUCUUUUAGAUGGUGUGGCUAUAAUUGUUGGUGUAAUUGUCGGUGCUGGUAUUUUUGUGAGUCCAAAAGGUGUGCUAAUUUACUCCGGUUCUAUUGGACAAUCACUUAUCGUUUGGGUGUUAUGUGGUGUGCUAAGCAUGGUUGGCGCGCUUUGUUAUGCGGAACUUGGUACAAUGAUACCAAAAUCUGGCGGUGAUUAUGCGUAUAUUGGUACAGCGUUUGGACCUUUGCCUGCAUUUUUAUAUCUUUGGGUUGCUUUAUUGAUUUUAGUGCCUACAGGAAAUGCGAUAACAGCACUUACUUUUGCACAGUAUUUACUAAAACCAUUUUGGCCUUCAUGUGAAGCACCAAUUGAAGCAGUACAACUACUAGCAGCAGUAAUGACAUGUGUACUCACAGUAAUAAAUUGUUACAACGUGAAAUGGGUGACACGAGUUACCGAUAUUUUUACUGGCACUAAAGUAUUCGCCUUAUUAGUAAUUGUUGCAGCAGGUGUUUGGUAUUUAUUUCAAGGCAAUACUGAACAUUGGGAAGAACCUAUGCGCGGCACACUAACAUCACCAGGCCUAAUAGCGUUGGCAUUUUAUAAUGGUCUUUUUUCAUUUUCUGGUUGGAAUUUUUUAAAUUUUGUUACGGAAGAACUUAAGGACCCGUAUAGGAAUUUACCAAGAGCUAUUUGCAUAUCAAUGCCUGUUGUAACUAUCAUUUAUGUAGUAACGAAUAUUGCAUACUUUUCGGUGCUAUCCACCGAUGAAAUACUUUCAUCAGAUGCUGUAGCGGUAACAUUUGGUGACAAAAUGCUUGGUUUCAUGUCUUGGCUAAUACCGUUCUUUGUGGCUUGCUCGACUUUUGGUUCUCUAAAUGGAGCUAUUUUUGCAUCUUCACGGUUAUUUUUUGUAGGUGCAAGAAACGGACAUUUGCCUGCAGCGAUUUCACUUAUUAAUAUUAAUUGUUUAACGCCAGUUCCUUCGUUGAUAUUUUUAUGCGUGCUGACAUUAGUAUUACUUUUCAUUAGAAACAUUUAUGCGCUCAUUAACUAUGUUAGUUAUGUAGAAGCACUUUUCACAUUCCUUUCCGUUGCGGGUCUGUUAUGGUUACGUUAUAAGCAACCUAAAACCGAGAGACCUAUACGCGUUAGUCUAGCAUUACCCAUUAUCUAUCUUAUUAUCUGUAUGUUCCUUGUGAUCUCAUCAUUUUUCCAAUCGCCUUUAGAAGUUGGUGUGGGCACUGCGAUCAUACUUUCCGGCAUUCCAGUAUAUUAUCUGACAAUACAUCGACCCGUCAAAUGGCUCACAAACUUAUCACAAGCAAUACAUUUGUGGUGUUCCAAAUUUUUCAUUUGCAUGCCAAAUCAGGAGAAAUUUGAUUAAUUAUUAUUUAGUUUAGCUUAGACUUUUGAAUUAAUUGUAUAUGUUGGAACUAAGAAAACUUUAGUGCCUUUAGUUUUAAAAACCAAAGGUAGUCAAUAAUUUCGAAUUUUUAAGAAAGGAAAUAGCGCUUGAAAUGCAUUUUUACUAUUUAAAGAAAUAUUUUUUAUAUGAAAAUAUUAAA
This is a messenger RNA of Teleopsis dalmanni, 1955 nucleotides long. Its product is annotated as Y+L amino acid transporter 2-like. Gene Ontology annotation, molecular function: L-amino acid transmembrane transporter activity. The transcript is spliced from 4 exons. Gene Ontology annotation, cellular component: membrane. Lineage: Eukaryota; Metazoa; Arthropoda; Insecta; Diptera; Diopsidae. The record is from RefSeq and is a predicted model, not a curated record. The coding region runs from base 254 to 1774 and encodes 506 amino acids. Gene Ontology annotation, biological process: amino acid transmembrane transport.